AUGUUUAUAGCUGAGAACACUCCCAGCAUUUCUCGUGAGGCUUUGCCGUGUGAUGCUUCGGUGGAUGUUUAUCCGAUCUUCAUGGCCGUGACGUACUGGAAAAAUCUUAGACUUUUUAGAGUUUCGCAAACACCAACAUCUUCUGUUUCAACGUCAAUUCCUACUCGUUGGGAUGUUUUCCUGAGCUUCCGCGGUUCAGACACUCGAUACAAGUUUACCAACCAUUUGUACUCUGCCCUGGAUCGUCAUGGAAUUCGAACAUUUAUGGAUGAUCCUGAGCUACGCACAGGAGAAGUCAUGUUGGUGGUUCCUGUGUAUUACAACAUCGAUCCUUCAGAUGUGCGACACCAGACAGGAAGUUUUAAACAUGCUUUUGUAAAACAUCAAAGUCGUUCGGGAGCUGAUAUAGACAAAGUGAAGAAGUGGCGCUUUACACCAGCAAAUGUUGCUACCUUUUCAGGAAAAACCAUGUCAGCCAAAAGAUCUGAGGCUGAUAUUGUAAAUGAAAUCGUUGAUAUCAUUCACAAUGAAAUAGGUUCAGACAAUUUAUAUGUUGCCAAAUAUCCAGUUGGGUUAGAUUCUCGUGUUAAAGAGAUAACAGCAUUGUUUAGUAGCCCUCCACAAGGUGUCACUAGGAUUGGCAUAUAUGGUAUGGGUGGAGUGGGUAAAACAACUCUUGCGAAAGCUCUUUAUAAUCAACUCUUGCUAGGAAGCUUUACAGGUAUCUGCUUUCUUGCAAAUGUUAGGGAGGUUUCAGGAACAUUCAGAGGCCUAGAAUCUUUGCAACAGAAACUUAUUAACAAUGUUCUUAAAAGUAAGAAAAAAUUUGAGGUUCCCGAUGUUGAAGAAGGAAUUAAGUUUAUCAGAGAGAGGCUUUGUUCAGCAAAAGUUUUACUUCUUAUUGAUGAUAUAGACAACCCUAGACAAUACGAAUCCUUCAUAGGAUCAUUUGCUUCUGGGAGUGUAGUUAUUACAACUACAAGGGAUCAGGAGAUACUGGAGAAAAUUGAGGUUGAACCCAAAUUUCAGUAUAGGGUAAAUGAGUUGGAUGAUGCCGAGUCCCUGACAUUGUUCACCCGAUAUGCAUUUGGAAGUGCUAAAUCGAACGAUACUUUAAUGGCAUUGUCUAAAGUGAUUUUACAUCUUGCUGGUGGUCUUCCACUAGCUCUGAUAGUUUUUGGCGCAUAUUUGUCCACACAAUCUUUGCUAGGAUGGAAAUCUUAUAUUGAGAAACUGCAGCGAAAUCCUGACAACACUAUUCAACAAAAUCUUAUUGUUAGUUUGGAUACCUUAGAACGGGAUGAUCCUAAGCUGAAGAAAAUGUUUCUUGAUAUUGCCUGCUUUUUCAUUGGGAGGAAGAAAGAAGUGGUGGUUACAAUAAUGGAAACUUAUUAUUCUUAUGUGGAUCAUAAUAUUGAUAUUUUAAGGAAAAGAUGUUUACUAACAACCAAUGAUGAUGGUGAGUUGAGAAUGCAUGACCUGCUUCGAGACAUGGGAAGGGAAGUUGCACGCAACAACUCUCCUGAUGAACCAGGAAAACAUAGUAGACUAUGGAUAUCGAAAGAUAUACGUGAUGUGUUAAAGAAUGACAAGGGGACAGAAGCAAUUGAAGGCAUCAUCCAUGAUAACAAGUUCGAGUCGUACUAUGCAGUUUGGAAAGAAUCGUUAAAUGUCGAAACAUUCAAAAGAAUGAGAAAUUUGAGAUUUCUUCAACUCAGCUGUGUACAUCUCACUGGAAGCUUUGAAGGUGCAUUGGAAGAUUUGAGGUGGUUCUGUUGGGAUCUUUGUCCGUUAGAGCGUUUACCUCGCGGAUUUCACCCGGAAAAACUUGUUAUCCUUGAGUUGACUAGCUGCAGUAUCAAGAUGUGGGAGAUUGAAAUGGUCUUUGAAAAUUUGAAGUCUCUAGACCUGUCGUAUUCUAUGGAUUUAAGUUCCACUCCAGACUUCAGAAAGUUGCCGUUUCUUGAAACUUUGAGACUUGUCGCCUGUAAAAGCUUAAAGGAAGUCCAUAUAUCCAUUGGAAGUCUGAAGAGGCUCGUUUCCCUAAAUUUGUGCAACUGUGUAAACCUAAGAAGCCUUCAAGACAGUAUUUGCAACUUGAGAGCCCUCAAAAGUCUAAAUAUAUCAGGUUGCAGUAGUUUGGAAGCAUUGCCUGCAGAGUUGGGGAACAUUAAAUCCCUAAAUGAGCUUAAUGCGGAGAGACUAAGUGUUACAAAUUUACCUGAUUCGAUUGGAUGCCUUGACAAGCUUGUUGAGCUGAGAUUAAGUUAUAACAUGAACCUUGAUACUCUUCCAGACAACAUAUGCAACUUGAGAUUGUUGGGAGUUUUACAUAUUUCUGAUUGCAGUAGAAUGAAAGCAUUCCCCUUAGAAUUCGGGAAACUUGAAUCCCUCAAGAAGCUCAAUGCUAUGGAACUAAAUAUUUCCAUAUUACCGAAUUCACUUGGAAAUCUUAGACAGCUUGUUUACCUAAAUAUACAUUCUAAUUAUGACGUUGAAACUCUUCCGGACUCCAUUUGCAACUUGAGAGCAUUGGAGGUUCUAAAAGUUGGUCAGUGCUUUUGUCUGAAAGAAUUGCCUGAAGGAUUGGGUUAUCUGGAAUCACUAACGAGGCUGGAUGCUCAGAGUUUAGAAAUUUCAGAGAUACCAAGUUCAAUCGGGAGCCUUAGUAAUCUUGUCGUGUUGAUUUUAAGUUGUAACACGAAUCUUAAAACUCUUCCAGACACCCUUUGCACCCUGAGAUCACUGGAAAUUCUGGACAUUUCUAAAUGUGAAAAAUUAGAAACGUUACCGGAUCAUUUAUUCAAGAACACACGGCUGAGGCAAAUAAAUGCAAGGCAUUCUACUAUGUUAAGAAAGUUUCCAGGAAUUAGUCAGCUCUCCAAUCUAAAACAUCUUGAUCUUACCGGUUGUUGUAAUCUGUUGUCUAUUGCAGAGCUCCCCCCUAAUCUGAAAGUCAUUCGGGCAAAUGGUUGUAAGUCACUGAAAAGCUUACCAGAUCUAUCCAAUUUGAAACAGCUGAAGAGGUUGAACCUUAGAAAUUGUAGUGCUCUGACAGAAAUCCAAGGCUUGGAAGAACUCACUUCUUUAAAAGUACUUCACUUGACAGGUUGCGACUCAUCUCUUCUGGCAUGCAUUUUCACAAGACAUUUUUUUCAGAUCUAUGCUGAGUUUGGACAUGAAAUUAGAAUAUACACAGGGGAGUUUCCAGAAUGGAUUAGUCCAUCAAGUAGUUCUGAAGAGCCAACAGUGUCCUUAGAUCUGUGGCCAGAUGGAAUGCAUCAGACUAACACUGACACUGAGGAGUUUCUGGAUUGCAUUAGUGAAUCAUGUUGCUCAGGAGAGUCAAGAGGGUCCUCAGAUUUACUGCCAGAUGUGUCACAUGAUUUCUUGGGAAUGCAUGAAAGUAGCACCGACACAGAGGAGUAUUCUGAUGGCUUUAACGACUCUUCUGAAUCAUGUUAUUCAGAAGAGUCGAUGGUACUUUCAUAUAAUUUGAUUUCACACAAUAUGCGGGGGCUGGACGAAUCUAACAGUCACACAGAGGAGUUCCCGGAUUGGAUUGGUGAAUCAAGUUCUUUAAACGAGGCCGAUAUAUACUCAGAUUUACCACCAAAUCUGUCGCACAGUUUCUUGGGGAUGAUUCUUUUCUUUGUACCAUUUCAGACUUAUACCUUGACAUACAAUGCUAAGAAUAGCAGCAGUGAUUUUUUAUGGGAGAGCAAAUCUUUUGAUGGCUCCCCUGAAUUAGUAAUGGUGAUAGUACCAAGAUCAAUGUUCACAGUCAGAGAUGGUGAUGGAAUCGAAUUAACAUCAGAAACUGUAGAAAUCUAUGGAAUUCAUCUGUUGUACAAACCCGAGAAUCAUUUGGAAAGUGACUAG
Messenger RNA from Daucus carota subsp. sativus, 3882 nucleotides. Its product is annotated as disease resistance protein RPV1. The coding region runs from base 1 to 3882 and encodes 1293 amino acids. Gene Ontology annotation, biological process: defense response; signal transduction. Gene Ontology annotation, molecular function: ATP hydrolysis activity; ADP binding. The record is from RefSeq and is a predicted model, not a curated record. NCBI's taxonomy places the organism in Eukaryota, Viridiplantae, Streptophyta, Magnoliopsida, Apiales, Apiaceae. The transcript has 8 exons.